Molecule: messenger RNA, 1542 nt
Organism: Psilocybe cubensis
Lineage: Eukaryota; Fungi; Basidiomycota; Agaricomycetes; Agaricales; Agrocybaceae
Exons: 11
Coding region: 1-1542 (513 amino acids)
Biological process (GO): carbohydrate metabolic process
Cellular component (GO): membrane
Molecular function (GO): chitin deacetylase activity
Source: RefSeq, a predicted model, not a curated record
AUGAAGUUUUAUACCCUAGCUGUCUUUACUGCUCUAUCGUUCUCAUCCAUCAGUGCACAUUCUCUUAACCCAAGACAUAAUCUCUAUGCUAAGAGACAAACUGGUAUCCCCGGCUCUUCCGCAAAUGGACCCCCAGCUCCACCGACAGCUACUGCGUCGUCUGUACUAAGCUCUGCAUCUGUGAUGCCCAAUCCUACUACCAGUAGUAGUAGUACUGCGAAUAUUCUACCUCCGGUCGACUCUUCGUCGACUUCGACCAGCAUUUCAGCAUCCUCGACAUCAUCAGAGAAGCCGACGGGACCGCCUCCAUUGGCAACUUGGACCGGCGUUCCUCCUCUGGAAAGCAUCACUCUCGGAAUGCCAACAAGGCCCAUUCCACCAGUCACCGCCACCUAUGCCCCAGGUGCCAGACCACCUAUAGCUGGAGCUCCUGUCCUACCUACUGGACUCGUCCAGGGGUCAUGGCCCCCAACAGAUCAAAUUCCGGAUACCAACUCGAAGGAAGUCCGAGCGUGGAUGAAGGAGCUUGAUGGAUUCAAGAUACCCGACCUUGCUCCAACCGUUGAUGGUUCAUGCGGUGGUGAUCCCGCUGCUGCUGCUGCUGCCGCUCAGCGAGGAUGGUGGACCUGUGGAGGAUAUACACGUAGCACUGACAUCGUAUCUUGCCCGGAUAAAAACACUUGGGGUGUAAGCUUCGACGACGGGCCAUCCGUCUACAGUAAAUACGUACUCGACUACCUGAAACAAAAAAAUCUCACCGCAACUUUCUUCGUCGUUGGUUCUCGUGUUGUUCAACACCCCGCUAUUCUGAUUGAAGAGUACAUGGCCGGCCAUGAAAUCAGCGUUCACACUUGGUCCCAUAGUAAACCAUUGACCUCUCUGACCAACGAGCAAAUCGUGGCUGAGCUGGGCUGGACUCGGCGAGUCAUCAAAGAUGUUCUUGGUGUUACACCGACAACAAUGCGACCUCCUUGGGGUGACAUCGAUGACCGUGUUCGCGCAAUCUCUAUGGCAAUGGGUAUGGUUCCUAUUAUGUGGACUGCCACUCCCACCGGAAAUAAAUUUGACACCAAUGACUGGAUGGUUGCUGGCGGCAGUGUCAACGGCUCUGAAUCAUUCAAAUCCUUCCAGUCAAUCCUGACUCAAGCAUCAACCCUGGAAACGGGAUUUAUUGUUUUACAGCAUGACCUUUCUGAGUUGACUGUUGAUCUCGCAGUUGGAUACACUCUAGAGGCCGCUCUUUCUCAUGUUCCAAGGUUCAAUCUGGAACCCAUUGGCCAAUGCCAGCACUUCCCUAAGGCAAAUCUUUACCUUGAGACCAACCUGAACCAAACCUUCCCAUUCCGAAAUCAAUCAGCUGGAGGUGUCGACGUAUCUGGCGACGGUACAGUAGACACAAAGUCUGGAGACGGUGGCUCAACGGCAGCCGAUGUCAGCAAAGCCAAUGCCGACUCUCCUAUCAGCGCCGCUGUUUCGACUAAUAUACCCCUUCUGAGCUGUUUGACAGUGGUCGUGUGUGCAGUGAUGAGCAUCUUGCUCUAA